Messenger RNA from Nothobranchius furzeri (turquoise killifish), 5751 nucleotides. It is a transcript of the gene arhgef3, whose product is annotated as Rho guanine nucleotide exchange factor (GEF) 3. Gene Ontology annotation, biological process: intracellular signal transduction; positive regulation of Rho protein signal transduction. Lineage: Eukaryota; Metazoa; Chordata; Actinopteri; Cyprinodontiformes; Nothobranchiidae. Gene Ontology annotation, molecular function: guanyl-nucleotide exchange factor activity. The record is from RefSeq and is a predicted model, not a curated record.
CUCUCUGCACACAAUAUAAAAAUGUUCAUACAGAUUUAAAGCCAUUUGAAAAAUGGGAUUAAAUUAAUAAUAUGUUUAGAAUGAUGUCUUAGUCUUCUACUGACCAAAAGUCAAAACACAGUGAUAUUUAUUCGAUCGUGCAGCAAAAAUAUAAAAAUAAAUAAAAUAAAAGAUUUUUACAUUGCUUCAGAUAAGCUUGCAUAAGUGGGUUCAUUUAAACAACGGCUGCUUAAAGCUAAUUUAUUAACAAUAGUCCCUCCCAAUUACUAAAAGUCAUUUCACACAAACACACAGCAAUCGAUGUGGAAAGUGGUGGAAAACCAGGACACAGUUGUGUCUGCCUGCAGGCGACCAUCAUGCUGGCUCCAGUUGGUGUUUACAGUUUCCAGUAACACCAGCAGCAACAGUAUCGCCUCCAGCAGGUGGCUGCAUUUAGGUCACAAUGAGACAGAACCAUAAACUGCUGAGUAAAACAUUUAUAUUUAUCUAUACAGCUGCAUGACUCCUUAUAUUUCUAUCAUUGAAAUAAAGUGUGAUUUUUUAUCGGUUUAUGUGAAGAUGUUCUUUUGUUCUGACCGAUUCUUCUGUAUUGUUCUACCAGAAACAGCAGAUGAGGUCAUUUUUGGUGUUUAAUGAAGCCAAAUCUGUAGUUUAUAAAGUAUUUUUUGUGUUAGAUUAUAACAAAUCUUCAUUGAGACGUAGCUUUUGAUCCUGUUGGGCCAAUCUAGUUACUACUGGGGUUUGGUCCUUUUAUGAGUUCAUCGUGAAAAUCACAUCUAUGAGGGAAGUCAAGGGAGUGGCGCAAGAAAUAAAAAGAAAAGAAUAGAUACAAGAAAAAGAAUAGAAGGAAGGAAAUGAGUGAGCAAGUGGGGGAAAGGAUGAAUAAGUGAACCAGUGACAUACAGAGAGUGAUAAGAGAGUAUGACCUAACAGAGGGGUGGAGGAGGGGUAGGAGUCAUAGAUCCAGCUUAGUCGUGGCAGCGAUCACUCUCCACAGUUUAGGAUCCAGACCUUUCCUGGUUCGUCUGCAGGAACAGAGCUUUCUGGACUCUCUCUGCUCUUUUUGAAAACUGGAUUAUUUCUGCAGACAGUAUGUGAAUCCCCUGCUGAUGAUCCUCCAACAGAACCACUUUGUUGGAAAACUCAAACGGAAACUGUUUCAGUCUUCUCUGAACUCAGAAAUGUUCAUCUAUUUUCUCCGCUGACCUUCUCUUAAUCCCAGUCAGGACCACAUGCUGGAUUCUGGACUCUCCUGCUCUCUCAGACAUUUAACCACGUAGAGAACAUUCUUAGAUAAUCUCUUGGAGCAUAGGAAGGUCUGGAUGCUGUGCUGGUUUUUGGUGUGAUCAGCAUGGUGACCGGGCAGAGACCUGUAGUUGUGUCUGGACGGUCUUUUAGCUCGGAAUACCCAGGAAACAGAACACAGAGCCGUGAGAUGGGAAAACAAGUGGAGGAGCCCAGCACCAAGCGCAGUAAGCCCAUCUCCAAGGUGACGUCUCUGGUCAACCUGCUGCCGCCCGUCAAGAGCACACCUCUGAAGAGGAUAGGUCAGACACUCCAGCGCUCCAUUACUUUUCGUAAUGAGAAUCGCACAGAGAGAGCCAUGCCUCCCCCUCCGCCUCCUCGUCCUCCAACCUCAUCCAUAAUGAAGGCACGUGUUAUGUCAGCGACGCUCCCCAACCCUUCCUCCAACAUGACUGCAUCACGCGUUUCCAUAGCAACAGGUCCCGCCUCAAAGCGACGUGACAGCAAGUUGUGGAGCGAGACGUUUGACGUCCGACUGGGAGCAACGCAGUCCCUGAGUCCAAAGGAGAUAAAAAGACAGGAGGCAAUUUUUGAGUUGACCCAGGGAGAACAAGACCUGGUUGAGGAUUUGAGGUUGGCCAAAAAGGCCUAUCACGACCCCAUGCUGAAGCUGUCCAUCAUGACCGAGCAGGAGCUGAACCAGAUCUUCGGUACUCUGGAGUCACUAAUACCGCUGCAUGAAGACCUGCUGAGUCAGCUCAGAGAUGCCAGAAAACCUGAUGGGUCCACAGAGCAUGUAGGACACAUCCUGGCUGACUGGCUGCCCUGCCUCUCCUCCUACACAUCAUACUGCAGUAAUCAGGUGAAAGCCAAGGCCUUGCUGGACCAGAAGAAGCAGGAUCGACGGGUCCAGGACUUCUUGCAGCGCUGCCUCCAGUCACCUUUCAGCAGGAAAUUAGACCUGUGGAACUUCUUGGACAUUCCUCGCAGCCGGCUGGUGAAAUAUCCGCUGCUGCUCAGAGAAAUCCUGAAACACACGCCCAACGACCAUCCAGAUCAGCAGCAUCUGGAGGAGGCGAUGCUGAUGGUUCAGAACGUUGUAGCGGACAUCAACAGGCAGACAGGAGAGUCGGAGUGUCAGUACUACAAGGACCGACUGCUGUACUCAGAGGAAGGACAGAGGGACGAGCUCAUCGAUCGGACCAGGACCCUCAGCUGUCAUGGAGAGCUGAAGAACAACAGAGGACUUAAACUCCAUGUGUUUCUGUUCCAGGACGUCCUGGUCAUCACUAGGUUAGUCUCACUCAACAACCAGCCAGUCAGUUACCAGCUCUGCCGCCAGCCCAUCCCCAUUCGUCAGCUGGACCUGGAGGACCUACCAGAUGGAGAGAUGAGGGUGGGGGGGUCGAUCAGAGGGGCCUUCAGCAACAAUGAGCGAACCAAGAACUUCUUUCGGGUGUCGUACCGUGCAGGAGGACAGCUGCAGACCCUCUGCUUCCAGGCCAGCGACACCUUCAACAAACAGCAGUGGAUCAACUGCAUCAGACAGGCCAAAGAAGCAGCAGAGCUGACAGGAGACCAGCAUGUGGAUGCAGGGCUCAGAGGACAGAUAGGGACAUGUUUUGAGACAAGUCUCAGUGCGUGCAAAGAUUCUGGCCUGGAGAUGGAGGCAGGUUUAAGUUUGGAGGAACAGGCAAGUCUGAAUGGAGGAGAAGAUUUUGGUUUGUUUAAGGAGGACAAAGAGACGGAAGAGGGUAAAACAGGCGCAGAGGUUGAAGAUGGUUUAUUUGGAGAUUCUGGAAAGCGUUUGGCAUUAGACAGAAUACUAGUGAUGGACAGUGAGACAAUGCCUACUGCAGUCUGGAAGAUGGACGAAGGGGGAGAGACUCUUAUCUCAGGUGAUGAUAAUUUCCCUUCUUCUGUCUCCUCAUCACCAUUUCCUACACAAGAAGAGGGGGCUUUUGUGGAGGAGGAGGAGCAGGAAGAGGAGGAGAAUGGUUCCAAAGAGGAAGAACAGGUCAGCAUGGACACCGGCGAGUGUGCGGAGCUGACCUAUAGGUGCUGAAAACCAGAACUGAAUGAUGACCCCUGUAACCAAAUAAUAAACAUUUGAAGUUCAUAAAACUAGUCACUAAAAAUGACUUUUUAAACCUUUUUGAAAAUGCUGCUGCUGGACAUCUGGCCUUGUGCAGUCAUGUUUUUGGAGCAAAAACUCCCUGAGAUGUCUAUAAAGGUGUGGGUGUUACGUCCAGUAACAGGCUUUUAUUCCAGUAAAAGCUGCUUCCUGAUUAUGAUCUGCUCACUGACUCAUGUAUUCACGUAAUGCUUUCCUUUGCAGCAUUUCUUUUAUUCCCAACAAUUAAAAAGAAAAAACAUUUUAGGAUGCAGCUUCUUGAUUUAUCAAGUUCCACGUUAUUAUGACUCAGAAACAUGUCUGAACACACUGGAAUAAAGUCACUGUAAACCUUAGACUUAAAGCACUAUAGGAAUCUGAAUGCAUUUUCUGUUUUGUAAUCAUUCUUGGUUCGUUGCCAUGCAGAACUGAAGCAAUUUGCAGUUUAUCUUCAUUUAUGUACAAGCUCUUAAAGAGCAAAUCACCCCCAAAUAAUUUUUUUCUGAUAAACUAUAUAAAUGUUUGUCUAAUCGUGCUGCAGACACGUGUAGUCAAUAAAUUUGCACUUCAGUGCUUUUUAUUUUAAUUUUCUGGCUAAAACUGUCAGUGUUGUGCUGUUGUCAGGUAAAAACUCUUCACUGCAUUUGAAUUAAAAUCUGCAUCGCUAUUGGCUAGGAGGUACCCUAGAACGUUAGCUGGUACCAUAUGAUGUCACAACGUCGUUGUGAGCCUGUGUGUGUGUAUUUGUUAGCAGCUCCGCCCUCUUGGUCUGCCAGGCAACAGCAUUUGUUGCAUUUUUCAAACAGGAAGUGGGAGUGGAGUAAAUACUCUGGUAAGGGGUGACUUGCUCUUUAAGGGAGAAAGCUGUUGUGUAUGUACUGUAUGUAAAAUUGUAUAUGAGGUAAAUGUUCAUAUGUAUUGUGUUUGUUUAACUCAAGACAGUCCUUUCAAUUACUGAAGAAACGACAGGAUUAAAGCCAGUUUUAAAAAUGUAAAAAAGAUUUUUGCACAUGUCAGAGACACUUACAGUUUUUCUCAGUCGCUUUGGUGCGUUUCUCAGAUCAGAAUUAAAAUUCUCACAACUAUUAGUUCAACCUCCACAACAUUUAGUCAUUUGUGCACAUCAUAGUAGCAAUUUCUCCUUUCUCUGAACAAACUGCAAAUGAUUUUGGACAUGUAUCAGUUGCUUUCAUACAUUUCUCUGCUGUUUUUUGACAUUUCCAUUUGCUUAUGUCAUGUCAGUCAAAAUGAAUUAUACUUAUGGAUGCUGAAUAGUCACUCUCAAUAAAACUAAUAGUCUUACUUUCAUUGCUUGAGUCAUUAAACACAAAAUUGUUGAACUAGUUAUCAAAUGUCAAAUAUCAGUCAUCUGUCAAGCAAAUUCUAUACCUUUCUUUAUCAUUUUUUCCUGGAAAUGUCUCCUGAAUUGAACAAUUGAUCACAGGUGAAUUUCAUCUGUCACUCAUGAGGAGGUGAAUCCUCGAUUGGCAAGCAUAAAUGAACUGAGCAGGAGCUAGUGUGUACCAUUUCUAUACUUCUGUAUAUUUCUCCACUCCAGGAGAUACUUUCCUCGCUGCAUUGUGAGGGACGACAUCCGUUGUGAUGUAGAUGAAAAUAUGUGGCCAGACAGACAGAAACGUCUGGAUGUGCCAGAAUGAUUUACUGUACCUGUAUGUUACAGUACUGUGCAAUACUGAAUGUACUGUUACAUGUACUGUAUAUUGUUCACAUUUGUGCACAGCUCUACCAAAAGGGUGAUUUUUUGUUUACAUGUAUUCUACAGUAAACAAGUGACUGUAGCAUAUUUUUCUUUUGCACAAUACUGUAGAAUUACAAACACUUCUAUACAGUAAAAAUGUAAAACGUACGUAUUCAGUGUCUCAGUUACUCCCAAAACUCCCAUAACAUCUACAGUAACUUUACUGCACAUUUCAAAUGGCUGUACAAGUAGGACAUAGUGCUGUCUUGAGCAUUAGCUGGUGUCACCAAAUAUUCUUGCAAUGGAAAACACUGAAAUUAUAAACUGUCACAGUGAAAACAUGACAAAGCCAUUUGACUAUCUUGUUCAUAAAGAUGGUGUCAAGACUUUUCAUUUUGAUGGCACUGACACUUUCAUUGACAUGAAUACUUGCUUUUGAGGAAUGGAUUAUCAAUUUUGAGCCUGUGACGUGCUUUUGCAGGCUAUCCACUAGGUUUUGCAGUUUGCACUAAUUGUUUUGAGAAAUGCACUAACUGCUGUGCAAAUGUUAAUAGUGUUCUGAGAAACGCACCAAAGCGACUGAGAAAAACUGUAAUUCUUCUUCAGAAUCACAUUUUACUUUGUUGUGUGUAAAAUAAAAUGAAGAUUGGCUCAAUUUUGCUGAAACCAAAGAACCAAUAAACUGUAAAACAAA